Molecule: messenger RNA, 800 nt
Organism: Arvicola amphibius (Eurasian water vole)
Lineage: Eukaryota; Metazoa; Chordata; Mammalia; Rodentia; Cricetidae
Product: paired immunoglobulin-like type 2 receptor beta
Exons: 4
Coding region: 51-800 (249 amino acids)
Molecular function (GO): MHC class I protein binding
Source: RefSeq, a predicted model, not a curated record
UGACUCCUGACCACCCCAGUGACCCUCCAUAGGACCUAUUCUCCCUCUUGAUGGCUCUGCUGGUCUCACUUCCUGGAGGGAUUCCAGACAUGGGUUGGAUCCUGUUUCUGCUGCUGCCAGCAGCCUGCCUGCAAGCUGGGAACCCAGCAGGAUCCAACAGAGAAAGUCUGUAUGGGUUUGAUCAACCAACACACGUCUCUGGUGUCCAGGGCGGCUCAAUCGAGAUCCCCUUCUCCUUCUAUUUCCCCUGGAAAUUGGCAAAGAAUCCACAGAUGAGAAUUCUCUGGAGAUGGAAGCACUUCCAUGGGGACAUUAUCUACAACUCUUCAGCGGGUUUUAUACAUAAGCAUUUUGAGGGCCGGUUCAUCCUAAACUGGACACAGCCCCAGAAAUCCGGUGUCCUAAGAAUCCUGGACUUGAAAGAGGAGGACCAGACAAUGUACUUCUGCCGAGUUCGUCUGAAAACAACAACGCGUAUGGAGGUUUUUCAGUCGAUCAAUGGGACCCGACUCACCAUCACUCAAGAGAGACGCAGAGACCAGCAGAAUUCAACCCCUGCCCCAGGUCAUGCCAAUGACCAACAGACCCCAAAAGGACCCUUUACCUCCAAGCGUCUCUCAACUAUAGACACAAGGUCUCUGCUGGAGUUCACUCUAUUGCACAUGGGUGUCUCAGUGGCGGCAUCAGAGAACUUUUGGGAUUCGGUUCUCUCCUUCCAACUUGCUUUGAGGCAGGGUCUCCCCCUGUUGUGUGUCCUCACCAUGGAGUCCAAGAUGGCUGCCCAGACAGCCUCCCUAUGA